AUGGCUGUGUGGGAAACUGAUGAUGAGACCGACGGGCCGAUCUUGCCUGUGACAGCGGCACUACCGACGCCGGCAGACACGCCAUACCGAACACGAUCGCGACCGCCAUCACGAACUCCAUCACGAACCUCAAAGAAGUCGCGUCGAUCUACCACCCCACCACGGCCUGCCACAUCGCCGCCCCCGAUACCCGGAACGGACAAGACAGACAAGACGGACAAGAGCUCCAAAAGGUCUUCAAGGGACCUGGCUUUCGACGACACCAUCAGCAUUCUCGACCCUCGCCGAUUCACGCCAACUCUGCACGCCAACCUCGUCUCUGAGAUUCUUUCUCUUCGUCGCGAUCAGGAGGAGAAAGUCAAGAUCAUCGAGAGCCUGGAGGCUGCCUUGCAGACAUCAAGAGAGGAGCAGGAUGCACUUCAAGAUGCCGUCGCUACAACUUCUAAGGAGAACCGGCAGGUUAAGCGUCAGCUGGCGCUGCUGGAAGGCGGCACGUCCACUGCUCUGAGUGAACUCACCCGCGAACGGGACGAGGCUGCAGAAACAAUCAACGAAACAAAGAAGAGGCUCGAGGCAACACAGAAGCGGCUUCGACACUGCGAAGAAGACUCGGAGCAGACGCAUAAGCAAUGGGCCCGGGAAAAGGACGCCUGGGAUGAAGAGAGACGAAAGCUGGAACGGAAAGUACACGUCGCCGACACUCGGCUAAAGGCGGUCAUCGACGAGGUUGCUGCCUUCCAGGCGGCCGAGAUGAACGCGACCAAUGGCAACAACAGCACCGAGAGCGAGGCCGAAGAGAUGGCGGCCGGCAAGGAAGCUGACAGUGCAAGCGUGCGAACCAUGAGCCCUACAAGCAGCAUUCGCUUCUCUGUCAUGUCGGGAAAGCUGAACAGCCAUUCGCUCGCCGACGAGUUAAAUUUUGACGGAGACGACGACUACGAAACCGAUACUGGCCGCGAGAGCGUGCUGUCAAACCACUUCCACGUUCGCAAUCCCAGCCGAGACAGCCUUCUGAACCGGGCGCAUCGCCGCAACCAGAGCAACGACAGUGUCCGCAGACCGGGAAGCGUGGUGCGUGGCCGUUUCCUGAACCAGUCCGUGUUGGAGCGGCUAGAGGGUGUCAUAAUCCGUGAGGUCGAGGAAGAGCAGCAAAUUCCGGUCGCAGAAGUGCCCGUUGUGCCUGUGGUACCAAAGGUCGAAUACACGGACUCGGCUGUGCAAUACUCGCCGCCUCCUUCACCCAAGCUACUUCCCCAAACCCUCCUGACUAUAGGGCCUAUAUCGGAGGUCUCCGUGGAACCGUCGGUAGAAAUUCCCGUGGCCCAGACACCACCACCGAUCCCAAGCCGUGCGGAUCGGAUAUCGCUCAGCGAUGCCACGUUCGAGAUGCCGACUCGUGGCGAGUGGGUCGAGAUCGAAGCCAACCAGCGGCGCAAGAGGGUGCACAUAGCACGGACAUUGACUAUUGAGCCUGUGACGAUGAGCAGCAGCCUGAUGGUUUCUGUCGGAUCGCAGACAAGUACAGAAAUGCCUCUCACGCCGCCCAAAACACCAAAGUCCCCCCCGUUCGAGAGGGGACACUCGAAGACCCGGACAUCACCAGGCUCUCCUGCCGAGUCUCUCAAACCGGCACAGGCGGUUCUCGUAUCCGCCUCGACGCAGACAGAUCCGCCGUCGCCUCCAGCAACACCGCUGGCCACGCUGUCUCCGAUGGGUCUGGUUCCGCUGGGACAGAUGCCUAUCCCGAUCAUCAGUAUACACCCGCCAACAAGCCGGCCGACGACACCGCACGAGCCGCUUCUUCCUCCGCUGUUCAAAGACUUUGGCUGCCAGGUGCAGCUUGCAGCGCCUUCGUCGUACACGUCGACGUCUGUGCAGACAGAUGAGAUCCGAGUGGACAAGCGGCUCGACCGUCUUCCCGCACAUCUCCACCCGUCGGCCAUCACGUCGCGGCCGUCUUCGCCGGGCGCAUUUAUUGUCGAUCCGGCAGCAGCUGCGGUAGAUGACCUGAGCAGUCCCAACCCGCCAGCUCCUGGCUACGUGCCACCGCGAAACCCCAAACGGUUAACGGCCCGCAUCAGCAUGGGCAACGAGCCUUCGUCUCCGCCAACGCAGAUCCCGUUGUCGCCCAUCUCCCUGGAGACACACGAUGCCUACCCCGGGAACAACGAUGAUGGGCCGCUGUCCAACCAAAGGGCACCGAUGCGUCGGCCCCACCGUAUCAGCAGUCUGUUUGCAGGGUUCGACGCGAUCAGCUCGGACGAAGCAGAUGAGUUUAUGGACGGCGACCUGAGUGACUUGGAGUUCCAGACGGCGCUGUCAGCACCGAAACCACAAUCGGGAAGCAGCUCAACGCGCACGAACGUUAAGCGGAGCGGCGGUCUGGCCAGCGACACGACAUCCCCUGAACAGCCCGUCCCGCUUCCACGGCGCAGCUCUUCUCGAAACACGACGCGGUCCAGCAUGAUGGGCAUUGGUAGUGCGGAAACGUACGGCAGAUUGCCACUGCGCGAAGCGAACCAGGACAGCCGUGAUCCCGUGCUGAUGCGGAGACAGUCCAUCAAGGGCUCACGGCUGUCGUAUGACAAGCCAAGCAGCCGGUCGAACGGGAUGCGGAAGGCGGCGAUGAUCCAGAGCGGCAUCGCUACACACCAGGGCCGGUCACGCAGUCCGAGUGUGACCGAGGUUGCCGACCCUCCGUUUCCGAUUCCGACGCGAGCAAGCUCCCGGAAGCCUCCUGUCAGUGUCAGUGCGCCGAGCGACGGCCAGCGCAGUCCGACACGGGAGGCCUGGGCGCCGCGACGGACUAAUAGCCGCGGCGGCAACUACCGUGCCAACAGCAUCCGCAAAGUGCGGUCGGCUGCGGCAAUCCCGGUCAAGCCACGGCACGGGCGGCGUGCAAGUCGGUCACCGCCGCGUCACGUGCCCUUUUCGGCCGACGACGAGGAGCCCGAGAGCCCUGGCCUGCCGCCGCUGCCGAACAACGACUUCACGGCGACGUCUCGGGCGCAUUACCGCUCGCACCGGCACCAGAUGUCGACAACCACAACGACGACAGACGUGACGGGCAGCAGCGGUAACCAGACGACGGGUGUGGUGGAUGCGAUUGCGCAGACGAUGGUGGGCGAGUGGAUGUACAAGUAUGUGCGGCGGCGGAAGUCGUUUGGUGGUGCGGACGUGUCGAACCGCGACGACAGCAGCAAUGACCGGCACAAGCGGUGGGUAUGGCUGGCGCCAUACGAGAGGGCGAUUCUGUGGAGCAGCAAGCAGCCGUCGAACAACAGCAUGCUGAUGGGCAAGUCCGGACGCAAACUGACGAUCCAGUCGGUUCUCGACGUCAAGGACGACAACGCGCCGCCCAAGGGCUGUGCCCAGCUGUUCAACCGGUCGAUCCUGAUCCUGACGCCCCAGCGAGCGCUCAAGUUUACGGCCACAACGCCUGAGCGGCACUACCUCUGGCUGACAUCGCUGUCGUUCCUGGCCCACUCACAGCAGGCGGUGCCGGAGAACAUUGCGAUGCCACUGCCCAAGACAGCGCCAGACUUUGAACUUCCGCGGCCCAAACGGCGAAACGGGAUCCGAGACUCGAUCCGGCUGACCAAGAGCAAGGGUGCGCUGGUGCAAUCGAGCCUCGCGGGGGCUUCGAUCGCAGUGCCGGCAUUGCCACCACCACCACCACCGAUGAGCGUGGCGUCUUCGCAGACAGAUUCGAUGCCACCCAGCAUCCCGAGUUACCGGCCGGCUGAGUCGACGGUGUCAGCGCCGUCAGUGGCGCCGUCGAUUUCGACGCACCAGCGCGACAUCUCGCGAGACACGGCCGAGCCGCCAGUGAUUGCACGGUACCACGACCGGUCCAACAACACGGCGAUGGUUCACGGACGCAAGCGCAGCAACACGGGCGGUCACGUGCCACCACCACUGUCGUUCCGGGGCUUUUCGGGUCCGGCAGGGAGCAGUAGUAGCUACCACCAGUCGACGAACAGCACGGCCGGACAGUCGGACAUCUCGCAGUCGCAGGCAUCGACCAACGUGACCUGGGGCAUGGUCAACGGGGCAACGGCGUUGAGCUCUCAGCGUACGUCGGAGGCAUCGUCACGGCCGAGCGGGCCGGUGAUGAACAACUUCUUCGACGCCAUCGGGACAGUGCGCAUGGAGGCAUUCAUCAGCCCGCUGGCGAUGCCACAAUUUGACGAGUAUCCGGGCGAGCAGGAAGAGGUGCUGUACCGGGCACGGCGGCGCAGCAAGGACAAGCGGCGGCGUGCGAGCCGAAGCCGUCAUCGUGACAGCUACACGUCGCGGGGAACUCGUGGCACCGACGACUUAUAUGCCGGCAGUCGUACAGGUGGUGAUGAGGAUUAUUUCCGCGACGACCCCUUCAGAGGGUUCUAA
Molecule: messenger RNA, 4389 nt
Organism: Grosmannia clavigera kw1407
Lineage: Eukaryota; Fungi; Ascomycota; Sordariomycetes; Ophiostomatales; Ophiostomataceae
Product: nuclear migration protein
Exons: 2
Coding region: 1-4389 (1462 amino acids)
Biological process (GO): establishment of mitochondrion localization; dynein-driven meiotic oscillatory nuclear movement; microtubule cytoskeleton organization
Cellular component (GO): mitochondrion; cell cortex
Molecular function (GO): tubulin binding; phospholipid binding
Source: RefSeq, a predicted model, not a curated record